Messenger RNA from Periophthalmus magnuspinnatus, 4386 nucleotides. Its product is annotated as interphotoreceptor matrix proteoglycan 2-like. The transcript is spliced from 17 exons. Gene Ontology annotation, biological process: visual perception. NCBI's taxonomy places the organism in Eukaryota, Metazoa, Chordata, Actinopteri, Gobiiformes, Gobiidae. Bases 1 to 4386 code for a protein of 1461 amino acids. The record is from RefSeq and is a predicted model, not a curated record.
AUGGAUCCAGGAUCCAAACCAGACGCUGCUGGGUCUUUGCAGUUACCGGACCUGAUACAAAGAUCCCAGACCAGAGUCCAGCCCAGAGACCAAACCAGAGACCAGUCCGCUCGCUCUCUCAGGCCUGUGGGGUCCAGUCCUGGUUCAGAAUCUGGUCUUGAGGUUAUGAGAUCUCGUAGGAGGAGAUCUGUGUUUCUUCACUCUGGGGUCAGAAUCUGUCCCCAAGAAAGUCUGAGCGAAGUCCUGUCAAGCCACCGGGCCUACUACCAGCUCCGAGUGUGUCAGGAGGCUGUGUGGGAGGCCUUCAGAAUUUUCUUGGACCGGAUCCCUGGGACCUCAGAGUACCAGUCCUGGGUCCAGACCUGUCAGAGCGAGUCCCUGUGCAUCUCCGAUAUCGCUCUCAACUUCAGCCGCACUGAUGAACAUCUCAGCCUGGUCCACAGGAGAAUGAGCAGAGUGAGAGAUCAAAGACCUCCAGCUCGAGGAGUGGUGACAGUGGCUUCGACUCUCAGACCUGCUCACAGCUCUGGGGCAGAAGCUCCGCCCACCAUCACCCCUUCCCCGUUUGUCGUCACGGAAACGCACCCUCCCUCUUUAAACCCUGACAUGACAGCAUCAACGAGCCAAUCCCAGCCACCUGUCUUGGACUCAGACCUAAACCUGGUCCCGGAGGUCCCUGAGGUCCCUGAGGUCAUAACCCAGAGGACUGUGGACUUGAGCGUGGAGCUGAGAGACCCGGGGUACAGGGAGCUGCUGGAGGAACGGGACUCUCUGCAGUACAACGACCUGGCACAGCAUCUACAGGAAGAGAUGCAGCACGCCUUCAUCAAACUGCCGGGCUUCAAGGCUCUGUCUGUGCUGGAGAUCAGGCCUGUGGAUAGAGGGAUCUCGGUGCACUACUCUCUUCUGUUUGAGACGCCCCCUGCUGGGAUACAGGAGGAUGGGAGGGCAUCUGAUGCACAGGUCCAGACCUCAGACCUGAACCUCCAGGACCUGAUCCGGACGGCGCUCAGAGACGCGGCCUCACUGCCCAUAGACCUGCACUCUCUCACCUUCUCUCCAGCUUCUUCCCUCUCGCCUCCGACCUCCUCCUCCUCCUCUGCUCCUCUGCCUCAGCCGAGUGAACCCGACUCCCACAACGAGUUUGAAGUUCUACCUGAAGAUCUGGACUCAGAGAAGCCCAGAGUUGGGAUUCCUCUGACGCCCAUGGAGAAGGAGAACGCUUUGGUUAGCCUUUUAGAUCCCACCGCUGAGUCUGAGGAGAAGGUUCUGAUCAUCACGCACAUGGUAGAGAGCGUCACAGACACUGGAGAGACUGCAGAACUCGUGAGGAGCCGAACAACAACCACGGAACCCAGUUUUGUCACAACGAUACCAAAUGAACUUCCCGAAAAAGUUGAGGACUCCAGUCCAGAAAUAAUCAAAGUAACGCCAACUUUAAAACAAAUCAUUGCAACUCCAGAAACUAAAGAAAAAGAGAUCAUAUUUGAGACAACGAUACUUUCGGAAAUCACAGGGCAACCGCCAACCCCGGCACUUAUAGAUGAGCAAGAAAACGCAAUUCCUGACGAGGUAAAAAGUUCAGAACAGAGCAAAUCUGGAGACAAUUCUGAAGAAAUAAAGCCAGAAUUUGGUGAAAUUUUGGAGGAAAGUGAAAUUGUGCUGCCAGGUUUGGAUGAAGAAUCAGUUGAAGAAGGGACAAAAGAGGAAAUUUGGGUUGAAACAACAAAAGAAUCUGAGAAUUUAGAAGAUCAAAAAGAACUGAUUGGAACUGGAGAGAAUUUGAUGGAAGUAACAAGACCAAAAGCCAUCAUUCCAGAGACAGACAGUUUAGAAUCACCAAUAACUCAUUCAGAAGUUUUAGAGGAAAUUAUAAAACCAGAUAUUGAAGAUUUAACCAAAAUUAAAACUGAACUUGAAAGAGGAGAUGGAACUGUCAUAGUUCGAGAAGAGGAUUCAGAGGAUUCUGAAGAGGAGCUGGAAGUCAAGUUACAUGAGGAAACUGAAGAGCAAAUAGAACAGGAAGCAAAAGGGGAAGUGGAAAUUGUAGUCAAAACAUCAUCGGGUGUAGUCAAUCCAAAAGAGGAACAAGAGAGGUCUGAGACAGUAAAAGAAGAUGCUGUAGUUCAAAAGCCCGAGUUGGAAAUUGCAAUACGACCAAAACAGGAAGUGGAUGACAUUUCAGAGCCAAAACAGGAAGUGGAAGUAGAGGAAAUAACUGAGACAAAAUCAGAUGAAGAAGAGGUUGUAGUCCAAUCAGAAGAGGACGUAGUUUUAGAGGACAUUUCUGAAACAAAAGCAGAGCCAGAAUCCACGGUGGAGGACGCGUUUGUGUUCCCUCCGACAUCAGGAGAGGUGGAAAAUGUAGCCCAAACUGAGAAUCCACAAGCAGCAGAAUUCACAGAAGGAGAAGAUGUAGUUCCUUUACUGCCAGAAGAGGAGGAGCCUAAAUAUGAUGGAGAGGAAAGUGUAGUCCCAGAGCCAGAGGAGGACAUGUUUAUAGUCCAUCCAACACCAGAGGUUGUAGUCCAAACUCAGUCAGAAGUUCAUUUACCACCAGAGGAAGAAGAACCUAAAUACGAGGAGGAAAGUGUAGUCCAAAUAAACCAGCAAGUAACCACGGUUUUACCAACAAAUGAAGAAGGAAGGAAACCUGGACAAGAAGUGGAACAGGAACAGGAAAUAGAAGAGGAAACCACAGAACCACUGUCCGAGUCGAUUAAAGUCCUGCGACCUUUGGAUGGACGUGGCGGGAAUGUUUUCAGAGGAGGAGCUGCACCUGAGUCUGCCACCAGCGUUGUUCUUGAAGAACCAGAGGAGAAACAUUUAUCUACAGAGACGUUUACAACAACCCCACAGGACAAACAUCUCACUCCAUCAUCUCCACCUGAGGAGACCGAUCUGAUCAAACCAUCUCCACCCAAGGAGAUCCAACCCACCCACCCUCAGGACAAACAUCAGACUCCAACAUCUCCACCCGAGGAGAGCCACACCAUCCAGCUUCAGGAGGAACAUCUGACCAAACCAUCUCCACCUCCAGAGGUCGCCGCCUCCUCUGCUCCUGCGUCGGACCUGAGACCCUCCAUAGACUUUGGGCUUUUGGAGUUUGAGGAGCAACCUGUCAUCACUGCAUCUCCAAGUGUCACCUCCACCUCUGCUCCUCCAGGGGGCGCUGAGGUGGAGGUGAUAGAUGAGGAUUUGGAACCGGUGGUUCCAUCUGAAGAGGGGGGCGUCAGUGAGGAGCGAGAGGAGGAAGAAGAGGAGGAGGUGCAGGAUCUGGCCGUGGAGCUGCAGAGAGCAGAGACACCAGCAGAAGAGGAGGAGGACGGCAGUGCUCUGGAGAUGGACAAAAUGGCGGACAGUGUGACCCUGCCCCCUUUGUCUUACCUGACCACACCCACCAUGACAUCAUCACAGAGAGCUCCAGAGCUUGUGGUCUUCUUCAGUCUGAGAGUCACAAACCUGGACUUCAGUGAAGAUCUAUUCAACAAGACCUCCAGCGAGUACAAAGCUCUGGAGAGCAGAUUCAGGGAGAUGCUCCUCCCAUACCUGCAGGAUAACCUGACAGGCUUCCGUGCUCUGGAGGUGUUGUCGUUCAGCAGAGGGAGCGUGGUGGUGAGCAGUAAGAUGAGCUUCACUCGCUGGGUUCCGUACAACGUGACGGCCGCCGUGCAGAACGUUCUGGAGGAGUUCUGUGCCAACGCCGCGAGGAGGCGGAGCAUCGUCAUCGACCGCCGCUCGCUGGACGUAGAGCCAGCUGACCGAGCAGACCCCUGUAAGUUCUUGGCCUGUCCAGAGCCCACCAUCUGUGAAGUGGAACCAGCGACCAGAGAACCACACUGCAGAUUUGAGGCAGAUUUUCCAGAGACUUUCGAAAGUUCAGAUUUUGACCUGGAUGUUCUGGUGGACCUGGAUGUUCUAAUGGACCUGGAUGUUCUGAUGGACCUGGAUGUUCUAAUGGAUCUGGAUGUUCUGGUAGACCUGGACGUUCUAAUGGACCUGGAUGUUCUGAUGGACCUGGAUGUUAUAAUGGACCUGGAUGUUCUAAUGGAUCUGGAUGUUCUGAUGGACCUGGAUGUUCUGAUGGACCUGAAUGUUCUAAUGGACCUGGAUGUUCUAAUGGAUCUGGAUGUUCUGGUAGACCUGGAUGUUCUAAUGGAUCUGGAUGUUCAGAUGGGCCUGGAUGUUCUGAUGGACCUGGAUGUUCUGAUGGAUCUGGAUGUUCUGGUAGACCUGGAUGUUCUAAUGGAUCUGGAUGUUCAGAUGGACCUGGAUGUUCUGAUGGACCUGGAUGUUCUGAUGGACCUGGAUGUUCUAAUGGACCUGGAUGUUCUGAUGGACCUGGAUGUUCUGAUGGACCUGGAUGUUAUGGUGGUCUGCUCAUAG